AUUAAAAAAAUUUUUAAUUCAUUAAUUUUUAUCAGUACUCCUUUAAAUAUUAGUUUAAUAUGAAAUUUUGGUUCUAUAUUAGGAUUAAGAAUAACUGUUCAAGUUAUUUCAGGAUUUUUUUUAUCUAUACAUUAUAAUUCUGAUAUAGAAUUAGCUUUUAAUAGCUAUAUUUUUAUAAGAAAAAUUUUUUUUAAUGGGUUAAUUUUACAAAUAGUUCAUGCCCAUUUUUCUUCUAUUAUCUUUAUUAUUAUAUACAUUCAUAUUUUAAAAUCUUUAAUAAAUAAAUCUUUUAAUAAAAUAUUUAUGUGAUUUAGUGGGAAUAUUAUAUUAUUUAUAAUUAUAGGUUCAGCUUUUUUAGGAUAUGUUUUACCUUGAGGUCAAAUAUCUUUUUGGGGAGCUACUGUAAUUACUAAUAUUUUAUCUUCAAUCCCUUUUGUAGGAUUAAAGAUUACUAAUUGAGUUUGAGGAGGAUUUUCAGUAGAUAAUCCAACUUUAAAUCGUUUUUUUUCUUUACACUUUUUAUUACCUUUUUUAAUUUUAAUUAUUUCUGUAGUUCAUUUAAAUAUUUUACAUGAAAAGGGUUCCUCUAAUCAAAUAGGAAUAUAUUCUUCUAUAGAUAAAAUUUUUUUUGGUAAAGUUUUUAUGUUUAAAGAUUUCAUUUCUUUGUUUUUAUUAAUAUUAUUAUAUUUUUUUUUUUUUUUUUUUUUUAUUGAUCAUCAUUAUAGAAUAGCAAAAGAAAAUUUUUUUCCUGCUGAUCCUUUAAAUACUCCUAUUCAUAUUAAACCUGAAUGAUAUUUUAUAUUCGCUUAUUCUCUUUUACGUUCUAUCCCUAGAAAAAUUGGAGGAAUUAUUAGUUUAAUAAUUUUAUUUGUUUUAUUUUUUAGUUUAUUUCUUAAUAAAUCUUUUCAUUCUAAAUUUUUUUUUCUAAAAAAAAUUAAAAUUUUAUUAUUAAUUAUUUUUUUCAUUAUUAUAACUAAUUUAGGGUAUAAACUUAUUGAAUAUCCUUUUACUGAAUUAUCUUUAUUCUUUGGGUUAGUAUUAAUGAUAAACAUUUUUUUUUUAUAA
This is a messenger RNA of Panonychus citri (citrus red mite), 1065 nucleotides long. The record is from the annotation of a RefSeq genome assembly. NCBI's taxonomy places the organism in Eukaryota, Metazoa, Arthropoda, Arachnida, Trombidiformes, Tetranychidae.